This is a messenger RNA of Peniophora sp. CBMAI 1063, 1293 nucleotides long. The record is from the annotation of a GenBank genome assembly. Lineage: Eukaryota; Fungi; Basidiomycota; Agaricomycetes; Russulales; Peniophoraceae.
AUGACACAAACCACAGUGCUUCAGUAUGAAGCCCCAUGGCCCGUACACGCACUUGACUGGUGCAAAACGCCGGCACCAACAAGUGGCGGCGGCGUCCGCGCGCGCUCCGCAUUUCGCCUCGGCAUCGCGUCCUUCACUGAGGAUUCUCGCAAUCGGAUAGCAGUCGUCGGGCUACAAGACGAGAGGGUGCUGGUGGAAGAUGACUAUGGCGAUUAUCCGGACUUUGUGACGCUCGUCGAGGCCAGCCACGGCUACCCUGCGACCAGCUUACAAUGGCAGCCCGCAGCAGCGUCCGUAUUUCCAUGGUCAAACAAAGCGUCGAGUACGGAGUUACUGGCAACGACUGGGGAUGCAUUGCGUAUAUGGGAAUACGCGAGCGAUGGGCAGAUGCCGAUGUCCUCGUACGUCGGGCGGCAGCCGACUGCGGGCGGGCAUAGGCUGCAGUUGAAGGCGGCACUUUCCGGCCAAGCCAAAGUGCAGGCCAACCAGUCUGGAGGAGCGCUGGCACCGCUCACGAACUUCUCCUGGAACGAGAAGCAGCCGAGCCUCAUUGUGACUUCCUCGAUUGACACGACAUGUACUGUGUGGAAUAUCGACACCCAGAGCGCGCUCACACAGCUCAUCGCACACGACCGCGAAGUGUACGACGUCGCGUGGCUGCCCGGAUCGACCGACAUCUUCGUCUCGGUCGGUGCGGAUGGCUCCCUCCGCGCCUUUGAUCUCCGUUCUCUUGAGCACUCCACGAUCCUGUAUGAGACACCCGCACCUAAGGUCGCCGUUCCCGCCUCUCCUAGCGCAAGCUCCCGUCCGCCGUCGUCGCCGCUGCUGCGCAUCGCGUUCAACCCCAACGACGCGAACUACAUGUCUACAUUCCAUAUGGACGGGAGUGAGGUGCAGGUGCUCGAUAUGCGAAGUCCCGGCGCACCGGUCAUGGAGCUCAAGGCGCACAAGGCGCCUAUCAACGCUGUCGGCUGGGGUAGCGCAGAAAAUCCGCUACUAGCAUCCGCAGCCGACGAUUGUCAGGUCUUACUCUGGAACCUUGCCGGCUACUCCCAGCCACCCGCUUCGUCGCCACGCAACACCAGCGCGCGCCUCAGCUCGCCACGGCCCGCCGAUGGCAAGAAACGCACAGUGACGGAUCCCGUCAUGGCGUACAAUGCACAAGCGGAGGUCACCAACCUCGCUUGGUCCCCACACAUUCCCGCCAUGACGAUGAAUACGGGCAUCUCGACUGCUGCGGGAGAAUGGCUCGCUGUCGUUAUGGGUAAAACUAUCAAAGCGCUCAAGGUGUAA